CGCUGUUUGUAUUGGAUUUUGUUUGGUUGUUUUUAGCGGCGGUGUAAGGCUACAUGUGCAAGUUAAAUUUCUAGAGGCAGGCUACUUCAAUUUAACCCUAAUUUUCCUUUUUAAAUUUAUUUCCAUCCGUUUCAAAACAUGGCAGAUGAUGCUAGAGAUGCCAUGACCAAGAAAGCAUUCUAUUCCGAUGCCAAAAAUUACUGGGAAAAAGUCCCAGCUACCGUAGACGGGAUGCUUGGCGGAUACGGCUCUAUCUCGAGUACAGACAUCGUUGGGUCUCAGCAGUUUCUGAAAUCCUUCAUGCAUGCACCAUGGGCAGAACGAAUCCAGAACAGGAAGGCUCUUGAUUGUGGUGCUGGUAUUGGCAGGGUAUCAAAACACCUUCUUCUACCCCUUUUCCAGUCGGUGGAUCUACUUGAACAAGAGAAAGCAUUUUUGGAUGAAGCUAAAACUUACUUAGCUGAUAAAGCUGAGCGUAUUGGAGACUACAUCAACAAGGGACUCCAAGAUUUCAUGCCACCUCCGAAAAUGUAUGAUCUCAUUUGGUGUCAAUGGGUUUUAGGUCACCUCUCUGAUGACCACCUGGUUUCAUUUUUCAAGAGGUGCAAAGAAGGCCUAGCAGACAGUGGAUUGAUUUGCAUUAAGGAAAACAUUGCUAAAAAAGGUGUGAUAUUUGAUGAUCAAGAUAGCAGUGUGACACGUUCUUACAAAGAAUACCUAAAGGUUUUUAACGCUGCUGGUUUGAAAGUUGUUAAGGAGCACACACAGACAAAUUUCCCCCUAGAAAUCUACACAGUUAAGAUCAUUGCACUGAGAUGAUUGGUGUUUUAUUUUUUAUACAUUUUAUGCAAUUUUUAAACUUGUGGCUAUGGCCUCUGGUAGGCAUCAGUUGCAGCAAUGCACUUUGUUUAAACUUUACAGUACAAUCAUUAACUGAUGGUAUUGGAAAUUUGUGAGAUUAUUUAGUCUUGUGUAAAGCAGACUCGAAAAGGCUUAAAAGUGAUCAGUGCUUUUUGUCUCAUGUGAGGCUGCUGAGAGAGUACCUACUGUAAUGCAGGUGUUUCCAGGAUUUGAACCCAUAACCUGAUAUUGGAAAGGUGAACACCUUAACCACCAUUCCACAGCUUCACUUCAUUAACCAUCAUGACCUUGCUUUACAUUUCUCUUUUCCCCCCAAACAUUUAGAAUCAGUACUGUCUUUGUAUCAUGGAUUUCCAUGGCUGUAUCCAGGAUUCCAAAUGAGAGGGGGGUGGGGGGCUGGCGGAGGUGUUAAAUAAUGGGGUAUGGUGUCGCCUACUCAAACUUCACUAACUAAAUAAUGCUUUAACUAUAUAACUGGUUAAAACGUAAAUAUUGAAGACUCCCUUUUAAUCUUGUUUUUGCAUAUGCUAUAUUUUAAUAUUAGGUUAUUUUUAACAUUUAUGAAGGGUAUAAUUAUUCUUUAUUUGUUAAUAAAUACUGAAUACUGAAUAUAAAUACUGAAUGCUGUAUCAUCUUAUACAAUGAUACACUGAAGCAGAGAGCCUACUCUGCAAAUUUCCACUCUAGCAUUCCAACCCGAUUUUCAUAUGUAUUCUGUUAUGUUUUACUGUACUUUUGUAGUGGCAAAUCCUCAAUGAUUUUUUUUUAAGAUUCAUGUUUGUGUAAAAUCCUUAUGUUGAUGUCAUAUUUUGAAAUGAUAAAUAGGAAUUGAAAAAUCCUUGUUAUGAUAAAAAAUCCUAAAAGUAUGGUGCUACAAUAUUUCUUCCAGAUUUGGAAUUCAGAAGUAGUAAAUAACAACAAAUAUUUGACCUUACACUAUAUAGGAAAAACAUUUUUCCUUACACAAAUUUGUAUAUGAUGAUUUUAGCAAGAUAAUGAGAGUUGUCGAAAAGAGGCAAUCAAUUGGCUAAUUGAUAUGGUUUAUUGGUCGAUCAGAUUAAGUACUGUUGUGCCAUUGAAUUACGUGAUGUAUUGAAGGAGACGUUAAUGAUCAGACAAGACUUUUUUAUACAUUGUUUAUCAAACCACCCAACCACCAAUAAUGCUGACUUCAAAUAAAAAUAACAUUUUAUUUUUGACCAGUUAGUGCACCCUCUGUUAUGAAAAAUGGAAA
Messenger RNA from Anneissia japonica, 2095 nucleotides. RefSeq names its product N-terminal Xaa-Pro-Lys N-methyltransferase 1-like. Gene Ontology annotation, cellular component: cytoplasm. The transcript is spliced from 2 exons. Lineage: Eukaryota; Metazoa; Echinodermata; Crinoidea; Comatulida; Comatulidae. The record is from RefSeq and is a predicted model, not a curated record. Gene Ontology annotation, biological process: N-terminal protein amino acid methylation. Gene Ontology annotation, molecular function: N-terminal protein N-methyltransferase activity. Bases 139 to 819 code for a protein of 226 amino acids.